AUGUCCCACCACCAUCCGCACCGAGGAGAGCAGCGUCGCCCCGUGGCGAACCUGACAGUGCUCUCACGCGUCCUCCACACUCCCAGCACUCCGCGCAGCACCCGAGUUACCAAGUCCACUCCCUCUGGCACUACAUCCGGCAACCCCUCACCAUUCUGUACCAAUGCUAUGGGCCGCAAUGUCGUCAGCUUCGGCACUGCCAUGGCGAGUCCCGUCAUCGUGGCAUUUUAA
Messenger RNA from Penicillium canescens, 231 nucleotides. RefSeq lists its product as uncharacterized. NCBI's taxonomy places the organism in Eukaryota, Fungi, Ascomycota, Eurotiomycetes, Eurotiales, Aspergillaceae. Bases 1 to 231 code for a protein of 76 amino acids. The record is from RefSeq and is a predicted model, not a curated record. The transcript is spliced from 2 exons.